AUGGAGCUACAUGGCACGGAAGAAUUUUUUGGUGACUCAGUACAAGCGGGUUUCGUCAUGGAGCAUUGUUCACUAAUUGGGCUGUCACAAAUGAACAAGGUGGCAAAUAGUAAUGGUAAUUAUCUUGAUCUCUUCUUCACUAAUUGUGAUCUGUUAGUUAAGAAGUCGUUUAACCUGGUACCGGAGGACAAGUAUCAUCCUGCAAUUGGAACAGAAAUUAAAUAUUUUGAUACAAUUAAACCUAGAGUAGUGAAAUACUUCAACUUCAAGAAGGGUGACUAUGGCGCUCUCAACAACCUUCUCUUGCAAGCGAACUGGAUAUCUAUGUAUCAGAUGAAUAACAUUGAUGAUAUUAUUGCUCAUUUUUAUAGUAUUAUCUGGGAUGGAAUAUUUACCACAGUACCUCAAGUAAGCAAGAAGUGCAGUAGAUAUCCGUGCUGGUUUAGCAAAGAUUUAAUUAGCAAAAUAAAGGCAAAGAGAGACGCUCACAGUACUUAUAAGCGAACGGGUUAUGGAACUGAUUAUACAGCUUUCAGCAACUUAAGAAAUGAUUGUAAGAAGAUGAGUAUCCAGUGCUACAAUGACUUCACUUUUAGGGCAGAAGAAAAAAUAAAAGACAAUCCUCAGUACUUCUGGAAAUACAUUAAGAUGAAAAAAAGUUCUGAUAGGGGUAUUCCUACAUCUAUGGAAUGGAUUGACAAAAAGGCAGAUGGAGCAGAAAAUAUAUGUAACUUGUUUGCGGCAUUUUUCAAGAGCACAUAUGAUAGGGAAUCAAAAUUACUACCAAAUGAAUUUGACGCACUACUAAAUGGUCUGUCCAAUGGCAACACUAACCUGAGUAAGAUCGAAAUCAGUUUUGAUGAAUUGCUCCAAGGAUUGCUAUCAUUGGACAGUUCCAUGGGAUUUGGGCCAGAUGGAAUACCAAACUUGUUACUAAGAGAAUGUUCAGUGGGCUUGUGUGAACCUUUAAGUUUUAUCUUCAAUAAGUCAUUGAAAUGGGGUGUGUUUCCAGUUGUCUGGAAAGAUGCAUAUGCUGUCCCUGUGUUCAAAUCAGGUGUGAAAUCUAAU
Molecule: messenger RNA, 1068 nt
Organism: Ctenocephalides felis (cat flea)
Lineage: Eukaryota; Metazoa; Arthropoda; Insecta; Siphonaptera; Pulicidae
Exons: 1
Source: RefSeq, a predicted model, not a curated record